AUUCUGCAUUAUAGCUCUUUUAACUUUUUAAGUUACCUAUAAUUUCUUGUUACCUGUUACUCUACUCUGCAUUCUCAUUCUACUCUUGCUCUCUCCUCCUGCUCUGACAUCACAAUAACGACCUUACUCUCGGUGUCCUUUCUCCCACUGCUAUGUGUGCCUUUACUUCUAAGUGCUUCUUGAGUUCAGUUCUGUUUUUACUUCUCUUGUGUGCUGACUAAAACAAAACCCUAUCCUCAGUUACUGUUCUAAAAAGCCCUCCUCAGCUCAGUUCUGACUCUUCUCUCUGUCCUCAGCACUUAGACCGCUCUCAGAAUACAAGGUCACACGUUAAAAAGUUCAUCACAAGUGUACACAAAUUCAAAUCAUAAACUGAAAUAGAAUUUUACAAUGGACAGAGUUCCAGCCCCAGACUCUACAUGAAAAGCUGAGCAUUCUGAAAUCCAUUGUCUACCACAACCCACCAAUGACCGCUGAGUCAAAGUCCAGAUUCAGGAAAACCAGGGAGCUCUGGGCUUUUCUGAAGCUUUUAUUCCAAGAUAGCUCAGGGUUCAAAGAAGGGGGAGGAAACAAAUGAUAAAUGAACAUUUCUCAUCAUUUUCAACAAAUAUGCUCAAGAUAAAAAGAUCUCCAGGCCAAAAGGGGGUUAUUUGCAUAAUGUCUUUGAGUGCUACGCUGUAAUAAACUUCCCCUAAGUUUCUUUCAUAUUAACUGAUUAGUGCAUCUCUCAACUCUGAUCAAAAAAAAGUUUGGUUGGUUGGUUUCGGGGCUUUUUUGUUUUUGGGGGGUUUUUGUGUUUUUUUGUGGUUUUUUUUUUUUUGCAAUAGAUGGCAGCUAAUACAAAGAUCUACAACUAGUCAUAUGUAAAGAAUAAGAGACUGUGCAGUGAUCAACUCUAAAUGGAACAUCUAUAUCACAUCCCUACAUACACCUCCAAGAUCAUAGAAGGAAAGACAGAAAGACCUUAAGAGUGAGUAGUGGAUGUCUGCAGCAAAAUAUACGUGCUGAACAUGGCAGGGUCACUGUACACAUGAUCUCACAGCAGCUUGGGCUGUAUACACAAGACCUGCAGAAGAUCAAGUCAGCAAAAGUCCUUAUGUAAGCAGGGGAGGGAUUCAUGAAGUUCCACCUCUUGCUGAGGAGCUGUUGGAACCUGAUGGCUCUUGGAAGAGGAAGAGAAAGUUCUCUUCAGGGACACUUGAGAAGCUGUCUAUUCUCCAGUAGAUGGCCCUGCAUAUUUGCACACACAGUGGGGUUUUAAAAAAAUAAAAAAUAAAGGAAGGGAGGGAGGGAGGGAGGGAGGGAGGGAGGGAGGAAGGAAGGAAGGAAGGAAGGAAGGAAGGAAAGAAAGGCUGGAGAGUUGCCUCAAAGGUAAAGAACACUUGUUUCUCUAUCAGCGAACUCAGGUUUAGUUCCCAGCACCCACAUGGCUACUCACAACUGUCCAUAAUUCCAAUUCCAGAGAAAUUGACCUCUUCUGACCUCCUCAGGUACCAGACACACAUGUGAUACACAUACAUACACUCCUACAAAACACUCAUAUAAAUAAAAUUAAAAUUAAAUAAAUCUAAAAAUUAAAAGAGAGAGCACAUGAAAUUGGAGAGAAUAGGAGGGGUGGGGAGAAACUGGAAGAGAGCAAAAGUGGGGCAGAAUUGAUCAAAACACAUUAUAUACAUCUCUGAAAUUCUCAACAAUAAAAUAACUUUUAACUAUAAAAAAAAACUGAGCAUGAUGGCACAUGCUUAUAAUCGCAGCACUAGGGAAACAGAAAGAUGCCUAGAGGCUGUGUCAAGCCAGGCUAGCCUCAUCAGUGAACGCCUGCUCCCCCAAACCAAAAUGAACACCACCUAAGGGAUGGCAUUCAGGAAUGGAAGCACAUAUACACAUGGGGGUGAUGGGGGAUAAACCGGAGAGAGCUGUACAGGCAAUUACUCUGUGAUAUCACCGGCCUUUAUAUAGACUUCAGCCACAUUCAUUCUAAGAACGGUAAUUCUAACUUUGUCUAUUUUAGUAUUAAUUCUGUUAAUACUUUAAAUAAGAGCCAUAGGUCAUAUUAUCUAUCUGCCCUAAUAGUACCUCAUAAAAAACUACACAUUAAAUUUUGUUAAAUUUAUAUUUAUUUUAUAUGCAUGGGUGCUUUGCCUGCAUGCAUGUCUGUGCACCACAUGAAUGCCUGGUGUCCCAAAAGGUCGGAAGAGGGAGAUGGAUCCCCAAGAACUAGAAUUAAGGAUGGUUAUAAGGCACUACGUGGGUGCUGUGAAUUGAACUUGGGUCUUCUGGAAGAGAAGCUAGUGCUCUUAACCACAGAGCCAUUGCUCCAGCACACAUCAAAAAAAUUUUGAGAACUACAUAAGCAUUUCAAGAAACAGCAGAGAGCUGAGACUAUAACUCAGUGGUAGAAAAGCUGAUUGGCAUGCAAACGGUUCUAAAUUCAAGCCCCUGUCUGUCUCUGUCCUAUCUCUGUCAGUAUGGAAGGAGGAAAUGGUCUAACAUUCCUUACUAUUGUAUUGCUCAAUAGUCUAAGAACUAUAUUUAUGGUGACAAUUACUGUUAUUAGCCAGUGAAAAGGCAAUUUUUAAUUUGUAAAAUGAACAAUUAAUUACCUUUGUUUUAAAAAAAUACUUGAAAAUACAUGUCUGAAACAGACACACAAAUACACAUGUGGUAUUUGUCUGAGCUUGGCUAUUUCUCUUAUGAGAACAAAACAAAACAAAACAAAACAAAAAAUUAAAGCUAACCAGUAUUCCUGGGACAUUUUCCAGCUUGGAAUGUGGGGCUAAUUUUACUUGGCACAGGCAUAUACAGCACUUCAUGCAGCUGUUUAAUGCAUUUUUAAUGCUCACUUUUACUGUGACCCUAUAUUAAAUCAUAUUAACCAAACUAAGUUACAGUUCUUCAGACUGGAGCCAAAGGGCUGCUGGGUCAGCACCAUGGACAGAGGAGAAGCAAAGGAAAGCAGGCUUGUAAACCCAUUAUCUGUGAUGCGAAGGUCUACCAAAGCAGCAAUGGGUAAAAUGCUCUUCUUGGGUUCAAAGAGUAAGAUGUCUGUGAUCUACCCAGGAAUUGAGGUCUAUAAUAAUAAUAAUAAUAAUAAUAACAACAACAACAACAACAACAACAACAAUCACUCUCCAAUGUCUCCAACUUACAUGUAUUGCCCUACAUGAGGAUCCACUUCUCUGUUGACAAAUGUGUUCUUCUGCUCUUAAGACGAAAACGCUUGUGCUAAAGUAAACAUUACCAACUCUGGGAGCCUUUGUUGCCCUUUGCAACUGUCCCUUCAAAAGAAUCGUUGAUGCACCUGCAGUGGGCAUAUUAUGUUGGUGAAGUUGCUUCAAACCGGGGCCCCUGACUUUCUGAAACACAUUCCGAUGCUUUCACAGAACACAUAAAACACUCAGGAUCUGCUUCAAAAUAUUUCUGAAUCAAAAGACUAGGUAGGGAAUGGAGUAGACAGAUAAGCCAUGCGUUAACAGUUAAAGCUGGGAGACAGGAACAUGAGCUAAUUCUUUUGUAGAUAUUUGAAAUUUUCCACUAAGAUAUAAUUGUGUACUUCUGAAAGACCAAAACAUCUAACAAUCCCCACCCCUAGCAGAUAAUAAAAGUGAGUCCAAAUGUCUUCAGCUCCAGGUAGAACUUUAAAGAAGACAGGCUGCAACUUCUCACAGCAAAGUUGAGAUUUUUGUCUUACUCUGUCUAAGUGACAGAGAAGUACAGAUAUCUAAGAAUAAUGGUUUCCUUCUGAAGCAAGAUCUUAAGAGAGCAAUUUCUAGACCAGGAACAAAUGGAAAUUUGCCACGUACCUCCCUUGACAAACUCCUGUACCAAGCCCGAGACAAAAGGGAGGAGCACUUCCAAGCAGGCAUGGUUACGGGUACCUAUAACCCCAGAAUUCCAGUAGUAGAGGCAGAAAGAUUACAAGCCAAGGCCAGCUGGCUACAGAGCCAGAUUAUCUCAAAAAUUAUUUUACAUCCUAUUUCAUAUUUCAUUAAGCUAACAUCCUAGUGUGUAGAAUGGAUGUGUUUCCCAGUUAUUCCAAAGUGUGAUUAUACCACUGCUAGCCAGCCUCCUUUAAUUAGCCUGAUCUGGUAAGUCUUGAUCCAUUUUCCCAGUCUAGCAGCAAGAGACUAGACUAAUGGCUGCACCUACAAGGAGAAAUAGAACCUACCAUUCCCUAGUGAGUCUUAAGAAAAUUACCACUCUCUGAUGUCUCCAGCUUGCAUUUAUUGACCUGUGUGUGGAUUCACUUCUCUGCUGACAAAUGUGCUCUUCUGCUCUCAAGACACAAACACUGGUGCUCAAGUAAACAUAAUAGUUAACUAGCAACCUUUUUAAGACAGGGCCUCGUGUGCCCAGGUUGGCCUCAAAACUUGCUUUGUAGUGAAGAACAACCCUGAACUCUUGAUCCUGCUGCCUCCACCACCUCCAAAGUUCUAGGAUUACAAGCAUGUGCCAUCACACCCAGCUCCUUCUUAUCUUAUACUCUCCUUCACACAGUUCAUGGUAAAUCUCCCUAAGUCCAACAAGCCUUCAAGUUUGUGACCUUGAGCUGCUGAGAUGUGCACCUGGCUUAAUACCAACAAGAGGGCCAUGUACAUAAAAGACCCUAUUCUCAUCCCAUGACUCCCCAUCACCUUUAGCGCUUGCACCACCCUUACUGAGGUCUCAGCGCCCUAAACUCUAAAAUAGAGACAACCUCAUCCUCUCUAUGGGAUUCUUGUGAAGGCCAGUCUUUGCUCAAUCCCCACUAGAGGUCUGUCUUUUGGAUCUCAUCCUUAGUACUACUUCUUCCAAGAAAUUCACCCAGACCUCUUACCUAAACCAAAUCUUGAAUGUGUUUCUCUUCUUGGAAGGAUUCACCCCAGGUAUACAGAACUUUAUUUGUAACUACUAAUGAUAGGAGAUCUUGUUUUGCUUAUCACCUACCACCAUGUCUGGUAAGAAACCAGUACUCAAUAAUACUAUCUUUAAAUGCAAUUAAAACAGGCUGUGUAUUGGCUCCAUCUCUCCCGUGGCAGAUACUAACUAGAUGCACCCGCGGAUUAUUCCGUUCUGACCUUCCUUCAGUUUAUGCCGUGCCAUUUAUCCUUAUGGUAUUCUCUAUGCCGCUUCGAUGCUAGAACUAGCCAAAUCAUGGCAAAACCUUUGAGAAAUAAGUCAUUGGUCUGUUUUCUAAUAAGCUACCUGCCUCUGAGAAUAAGAGUUGUGCUGCCCACUAACGAUGCCAAGAGCCUAAAACAUUGUCACAAAGUAGGCACUUACAGGACAGACAUUUAUGAGCCAGCAGGCUCUGAGACAUCUAGCUAUGAAGUUUUGCAGCAGUAGGGGAAUCUAGGCCCGGUCCUAUUAGGUCCCAGAUAGCCCGUUGGCUACUCAGACCUCAGAGCCUUGGGUAAUUAAGAGAUUCCCCAAAAUGAAAAUAAGCCUUCUCCUGACCAUACAUUUGAACAGAGCUAGCCACACAUCCUUCCUCAGGAGUCCUGGCUCCAACCAAGGCUCCCAGACAGUAGCAAUCCAUGCACAGCCAGAUGCUGACUGUAAUCCCUCCGCCAGUUGUCACAAAGAAGUCCCUCCACCCGCAACCCCAACACACACGCGCGCACCCCUUCCACUAAAGAAAUUACUCCAGCCUCCCGCAACGUCUGCCUGGCCUGAGGCAGGACGCUAGCUCGCGUCCUGCUUCACAAUCUCUGGAGGAAUAGGAUCAGACCUCAGCGUGUCCCUCCGCCCAGAAUUUCCCUUCACCCUCAUUCCUAAAGUCCCUCGGCGGCAAGUCGCGGUGCUGCGCGCUCUCGCGAGAUUCCUCCACGCAUGCCUUCCCGCCCCCCUCCUUGCCCGCGAGGAAGCCUCGCACGGACCCCGGUCGCGAGCGGCGCAUGCGUGGCCGCGGCUCCCAGCGCCCCCCGCGCUCUGCGCUGGCGGAGCUGACAGGGCAGCGCGCCAGCCGUUCGCCGCCCCCCGCGAGGCCUAGCCUCAUCCCGCAGCUUCUUCCCCUCUGGCCGAGGUUCUCGGCAUCCUCGUGCGGAGGAACCCCGAGCGCUGCAGGCGCCGCUGCGAGUCCGGACAUUCCUGCGCUCGCGCCCCUGGUGGGCACCUGCAGCGGCCUGGACCUGGACCAGGACCCCAGGGCUGGCCGCGCCUCGCGGACACACCCCCUCCCGAUCGGCGCCUCCGCCCAGCAUCAGUCCCCUGGGUCCCCUUCCAGCCUAGCUUCUAACCUAAGGUCUUUCCGACCUUGCACCUUAAAGAACCUCAUGGGAGGGGGCGCAUCUUGAUUGGAUAAGAGGCCGGGUUUGCAGACUUUGGGGUGGGUGCACAUUCACCCUUUCAAGAGCCUUGUACAAAUUUGAUUAAUCAGCCUGGAGUUCCUUGUCCCAGCUAACUGCUGUCUUUUAUGUCUCUACGGUCCCAUAUUUCCAAGGGCAUUAAGUGGAGGGCACUCGGAAGCUUCUCUGGGCCCUGACUUGGAGCUAGACCUGUUGGCCCCAUUGGAUCAUGGCUACUGUCAUGAACCCUCAGAUCGACGUGGAAGUUGAGGAGUGCCUCAUAAUGAAAGUGGAAAAGGACUCCGAGUGGGUAUCGGAGCCCAUUCUGGAAAGAUCAGGCAGCACUGAAUGUGAGUCCUUCCGUAAAUGCUUCAGGCAGUUCUGUUAUGAGGAUGUGACAGGACCCCAUGAAGCUUUCAGUAAACUCUGGGAACUCUGCUGUCGGUGGCUGAAGCCAGAAAUGCGUUCCAAGGAACAGAUCCUCGAGCAGCUGGUAAUCGAACAGUUUCUCACCAUUCUGCCUGAGAAGAUUCAGACCUGGGCGCAGAAGCAAUGUCCAGAAAGCGGAGAGGAGGCGGUGGCCCUAGUAGUGCAUUUGGAGAAAGAGACCAGAAGACUUCGAAAGCAGGUCAGUAGCCCUCUGCCUUCAGAGAAGCAAGCCCCACCUAGAACUGUGUGGGAAGUAGCUGACUUUGAGCCAGAGCAACUGGAGACCCAGCACAGGGUUGUUUCUCUGGAGGAAGCUGGAAGCCUCCACUCAGGACACCAAGAACAGCUGAACCAAAAAAGGGAACAUAGGCCAUUACCUAAGAAUGCUCACUCUUCUGUCUGGGUUCCUGUCCCUAGUGAUGAGUGGAAUGCUCUCGAUGAGGAAGUGACAACCCAGGUAAUGUACUCCCAGGUGAAGUGUAAUUGUCCUCCCUGCCUUCCUUCUAGGGAGUUCAGUCAGGUAUUUCCUGUGCUAGCCUACAUUGUUUAUACUUCUUCCAAGAGACUUUUCCUUCAUUUCUUUUGUAGAAGAGGUUGGACUCAGUCGUCUCAGUAACGGAGCACCUUGCUGGAUCAGCUCUUUCACUGUCUCAUCCUAAUUCUUUACUGUAUCUUCCUCUUGACUUGAUACAUGAUACACACGUGUUUGCUUAACUCAGUUCUUCUUUAGGGCUCUUCUCUGAUUCAUCCAUGGCUGAUCACCCUUCAGAGACCCCUGCAGGUGUCUUGGUAGUCACUGGUGUUAGUGUUGUUACAGGAACCAAUAAGAGAUGUCCACACAGAGAGAAGCUUUUCCUACAAAAAAAGUGUACAGCAAGUUCCGGCGCACAGAGGUCUCUACCACGAAAUCAGGAAGGAAAGUGCAGGGAGCAUGGUUUCCCUGGGAGACUCUGUGUCUGCACCUAACAAAAUAGCCCAGUUGGAACAAAAAAAGGAACCAUGGAGCGUAGGUCUUCAUUCCUCAAACAAGAGGAAUAGUGUCCUGCAAAGCAACUACAUCAAAGAGAAGUCGGUCCAUGCUGUUCAGAUCCCAGCUAGGAAUGCAGGGAAAGUGUGGCGAGAGCAGCAACAGUGGGGUUUGGAAGAUGAAAAGAUUGCAGGUGUGCACUGGAGCUAUGAAGAAACCAAGACUUUUCUUGCAAUUCUCAAGGAAUCUCGCUUUUAUGAAACACUCCAGGCUUGUCCCCGAAAUAGCCAGGUAUAUGGUGCUGUGGCUGAAUGGUUGCGAGAAUGUGGCUUCCUCCGAACACCAGAGCAGUGCCGGACCAAGUUCAAAAGUCUUCAGAAGAGUUAUCGAAAAGUGAGAAAUGGCCACAUGCUAGAACCCUGUGCCUUCUUUGAGGACAUGGAUGCCUUGUUAAACCCUGCAGCCCACACUUCAUCUACUGAGAGGCCAAAGGUUGUGAUCUCUCUCCCACUAAAGAGAACUGCUAUUAGUGCUAAAGAGCAGGUCAGUUUGGUGGAGGAGGAGGAAGGUGCUGAAGACUCCGAUGGUGAUGAAGUGGGCAUUGAGUUUAUACGCAAGUCUGAAAUCCGUGCUGCCCCUGUCUUAUUUCAAAACCUAAGUGAAACAGAAGACUCCUCGGCAUUUCCUUUUUAUAAGUUGGAAACUUAGCUGAAUGGGAUGCUAUCCUGAGGACACGACUCAUUUCAUUUCACAUCAGACACCGGUCUUUAAAGUUCUCAUCUCUUUGAACACAAGAUUUUUCUUCAGCAUUCAAUUUCCUGGUGUGCAUUGGGGCUAUGAAGAAACCAAGACUUUUCUUGAUAUCCUUCAAGAGACCCGAUUUUAUGAAGCACUUCAAGCCUGCCAUCGGAAGAGCAAAUUGUAUGGAGUCGUGGCUGAACAACUUCGAGAAUGUGGCUUUCUCCGGACACCAGAGCAAUGCCGAACCAAGUUCAAAAGCCUUCAGAAGAGUUACCGAAAAGUGAAGAAUGGCCAUGUACUGGAGUCCUGUGCAUUUUACAAGGAGAUGGAUGCCCUGGUUAACUGCCGUCCAUCCUCCCUUUCCACCAACACCUCAGAAGAAGUCCCAUCCCUCUCAAGGCAGGAAAGGGGACAUAUUGAGGUUGAACCCCGAGAGCCUACAACCUGGGAACCUGUGGAGACCCCACAGGAAGCAGUGUUAGAAGAUUCUGGCAGUGAGAGACUGAGUGAGGAGGAAAUGAUAGAAGAGCCAGAACUUGAAGGACCUUCAGGCCUGCUGCAAAGCCCAGCUGGUUUUGAAAUUGGAACUAUUAUUAAGGAAGACCCAACACAGGUAAUGUUUAAGGACACAGAGCCCCAUAGGGUAUUAAUGGAAAAACCUAAAAGACUUGUUUCCCAGAAUACUAACCCCAGUAAAUACUGUAAAAGGGAGUACUUCUCAGGAAGACACUGUGAAAACCUUCAAGGAGUUAGACAGGGAAAGCUGAUGUCUCAACCUAGAGAUACAGGGAAGGCUGUGGUGCAUCAGAGGCCUUGUGUGGGGAGGAGACCAUAUAGACUUCUCAAAUAUGGGGAAAACUUUGGAAGGAGUGCCCGUCUUGUGUGCAGGAUGACCCACCAGAAGGAGAAUCCUUUUAAGUGUGGUGUCUGUGGGAAGUGCUUUGGUAGGAGCAGGAGCCUUAUCAGACACCAAAGAAUCCACACUGGGGAAAAGCCUUUCAAAUGUCCUGACUGUGGGAAAAGCUUUAAUGACUCCUCAAAUUUUGGAGCCCACCAGAGAGUCCAUACUGGAGAGAAGCCGUACAGAUGCAGGGAGUGUGGGAAAUGCUUCAGCCAGAGCUCAAGUCUUAUCAUCCAUCAGAGAACCCACACUGGUGAGAAGCCCUAUCAGUGUGAAGAGUGUGGGAAAAGCUUCACCAACAGUUCUCACUUCAGUGCCCACCGCAGAAUCCAUACUGAAGAGAAUCCCUACAAAUGUGGGGACUGUGAGAAGAGCUUCAAUAACUGCGCAAGGUUCCGAGAACACCAGCGAAUCCACAAUGGAGAGAAGCCCUACACAUGUGCCCAGUGUGGCAAACAUUUCAAUAAGAGCUCUUUCCUCACUAAACACCGGGAAGUCCACAUGAGAGAAAAGCUGCUGCCAUACUCCCCCUCUGUGUACUCCCCAGAGAACCUACUGAAAGGCAAGAGUGCCGAGCUCAGGAAGACCUUUUGACAGUGAGCUUGCCUUUCCACUCACCCUGUUAGCCAUCUGAUCCUAGUUCUGCUCUUGGAAGCAGUCUUCUUAGCUAUAAAUUACAGUUCCCAAGACAGGCCUGAGAAUCGAAGUAAACUAAACCUCUCAUCUGGUCUCACCUCAUAGUCUGACAUGCUCAGUCUGCCUCUCUCCUGUGAGUCUUGGAAGUUUCAAUAAAUGAGAUAAUAAGAUUUUUUAAAUUCAAAAUAAAAUUCUCACUAGAAUGUUGAGGCUAAUGCUAUUUCCCAGCAAAUUUCAAAACUUUUGCACAUGGAUUAAUCCAUAUAUUUUCAAAUAUAUGAAUGGUGUAAAGUUUUUAUGGUGUUAUCUAUCACCCUUAUGAGACCUUGGCAGCAACUUGACAAUGGAUUUUCAUAUCUGGGUAGAACUUUUAGGAGUUUGAUAAGAACUGUAUCAGAUCCAUCUUGGUUUUGAGGGUACAAAAGGAGAGUGGAGGUUUAUAGCUUCCUUCAGAAGUCUGUAUCAAGAAGUUGACCCAAAUAGCUAAGGUCUAAUUUCCUGUGUUGUUACAGAAAUCAUGUUGCUAAUACUUUGUCCUCCACCAAGAUAAGCAAAUGCUCACCCUUUAUCUCCCUUUUUGUUCCUCAAGACUUAACUCCAGUGGCUGCUGCUUCUCCAGUGACACAUGAUCCUUGUAUUAUUUAUCACAAGUCUAUACUUACCUCUUAAUUGUUCUGGGUGCUCUUGUCUGACUCUUCUGGGCUGCCUGACCCACUCAGAUGGGAGAGGAUGCACAGUAGUGCUGUCUCAUUAAGAGACAAUCAGAUUCCAACUCUACUUCUACCCCAUCAUUUCUCUGACUCUUAACUUAGAGCAAGACCUAUGGUAUGUAGGUAUAUUUCAAAUUGCCUAGCUCUGUAUUUCAAUGUAAUAUAAUAGUGUUUCUAAAAGUUUAAGGCUAUAAGGAAGAAGAUAAGGCCUGUGAAGUAUUUAACUGACUCUUUAGGCCUGUUUUAGAUGGAAGAGCUACCUCAGUCCAGACUACACUUCCAGGGUUGACUGCUACACUACUAGUCUCUGGUUCUGAAGCUUAGUUUGUGAGAUCAUAAACCUGACUGUAAAGUCCUAAAUAAUAACACCACUCUAUAGUUCACUCAGUGAAAGUGAAAUUACUUACAAACUUCCACUCUACCACCUUAUUUUCCCCGUUGUCCUAUUCUGGGAAGAAAAAAAAAAACUUUAACCAAGUAUAAUCUGUCAGAAAGUUUCUGGUGGAGAAAUAAUUAACUUGUAUAGAAUUACAGAUGAAAUUCAGAAGUUUGAUCUUCCCAAAACAGUUACUUGAAGUAGAGGCCUGUGGUGUUCAUACCUUUAGUACAUAGGUAGCCCCGUGUAGCUUUGCUUUGGGGAGGGAGAAGUCCCAAUAGGGAAGGAGAGCCAUAGUCGGGUGUUUCUAGGUUCUCCUGUCAGAUGCUCUCAUUUGAAAACAUCUAGAGAUGAUAUUUUUUAUGUGAAUAUAUUUGAAUCUUUUGAGACCUAUUCAGCAAAGUAUCAAAGAGGGUAGACAUUGUAUAAAGAAAAGUGCUUUAUGGUGCCAACAUAGGAUAGCCUGUUGGAAGGCAAGUGACUCAGGUAAAUGCUGAUAACUGUUUGUGAUGUGUGUUUGUUGGAAAUGUUAUCAUUGUUGACAACUAUAACAGUAGCUAAUUUCCUGUGUAUUGUCUGAAAUAGAGACUCCUAAUGGUACAUGCAGCGUCAUGUUGGUAUUGUGCCUAGAGCAGUAAGAUUGUGUGAUGCCAGUGGACUUGUGCUUAUAAUUACGUAGAUGCUCUGGAAUUCCAGCUCUAGAAAAGAUGCACAUUAGUCUAAAUUGCCACUUAGUAACAUGUACACAGGAUUGAUACUUAUAUGGAAGCAUGAUUCAGAACUGUUAUGUAUAAGGCCAUGGUUUGUUUGGGUUUUUUCUUAAUUUUAUUUAAUCUUUUUUUUACACUCGAAAUUUUAUCCCCUUCCUGGUCCACCCACUGACUGUUCCACAUCCCAUACCUCCUCACCCCACCCCCAUCUCCACAAGGAUGUCCCCACCCCACUCCUACCCCCAACCCCACCAGACCUCCCCACUCCCUAGGACAUCAAGUCUCUUGAGAGUUAGGUGCAUCUUCUAUGACUGAACUCAGACCCAGUACUCCUCUGUUGAAUAUGUGUUGGGGGCCUCAUAUCAGCUGGUGUAUGCUGCCUGGUUGGUGAUCCAGUGUCUGAGAGAUAUCAGGGGUCCAGGUUAGUUGAGACCGAUGGUCCUUCUACAGGGUCACCUUCCUCCUCAGCUUCUGCCAGCUUUUCCCUAAUUCAACUAUAGGAGUCAGCAGCUUCUGUCCAUUGGUUGGGUGUAAAUAUUUAUAUCUGACUCUUUCAGCUGCUUGUUGGGUCUUUUGGAGGACAGUCAUGAUAGGUGCCUUUUGUGAGCAUUCCAUAGCCUCAGUAGUAGUGUCAGGCCAUGGAGCCCACCCCUGAGCUGGAUCCCACCUUGGGCUGUCGCUGAACCUCCUUUUCCUCAGACUCUUCUCCAUAUUUGUCCCUACAGUUUUCUCAGACAGGAACAAUUAUGAGUCGGAGUUUUUGACUGUGGGAUGGCAACCCCAUCCCUCCACUUGAUGCCCUGCCUUUCUGCUGGAGGUGGGUUCUAUAAGCUCCCUCUUCCCACUGUAGGGCAUUUCCUCUAAGGUCCCUCUGUUUGAGUUCUGAUUGUUUCUCACCUCCCUGGUCUCUGGUACAUUCUGGGGGCUCCCCCCACCUCCUACCUCCUGAGGUGACCUGUUUCCAUUCUUUCUGCUGGCCCCCAGGGCUUCAGUCCUGCCCCCCCCCCAUAUCUGAUCAUGUUACCCUCUUCCCCUCCCUGUCUGCUUUCCCGCCCAUGUCCCUCUCUCCCUGCCUGCCUGCUCCUGUGAUUGCUUUUUUUUUUCUCCCUUCCAAGUGGGAUUGAGGUGAUAAGACCUUGUUUUAACCACAGAGAGAAAUAAAAAAAUGAUGGGGGUCAUGGCUAUACUCCACCAAGUAAGCAUUACAGAAGACAAUCUCGUUAACUCCAUGGUGAUGUGGAAGGUCAGUCACCCCAUCUAGAGGAGUUGCAAUCACAUCCUGAAGACCUUCUGUAAAUUGCAAAUAGAAAACCGGUUUGGACACCACUUUUUGACUCACUUUCCCAGCAACAAAAAAAGAUCCAGGGCCUGUUCUGUCUCUACCACAACCACGUGACUGUCUCCUGUGUCUAAGAAACAGUGGGGGUGAGGUUUGGGUUCUCCUACCUAGAGACCUAAUUGUAAACAAUCUGUUGGUAUGCGUAUUAAUCUAGUGGGCCUUAUCUCGGUUCCUAAGAAACAGAUCUUCCACAUCUUAAACCAAGAUGCUUGUUUCAUGGUUCUCUUGUCCGUUGAUGUGUGAGAGUUAGAAUAAUGCGCUGAGGAAUAAAUCUUUACCACAUCUCUGUAGUAAUCAAUAGAUCUCAAUACCAAGGACUUCAAGGAGGAAAAGGGGUUUUUUAAAGAAAAAAAUCUUACACUGUGAUUUUUAUAACUUGCUGCUUCUCCCUCGUUCUGGCUGCUGAAAAGCUCAACUUCAGCCAACUGUCUACACCUAUUUAUUUUACUCCAUCAUAUUUCUUUGGAGAUUGUCUCAAGUCCUGUUUUUGAACAAUGGUAUGUGUAUAAACAGAUUCUUUUUUUUUUUUUUGGCAUUCUGUCAAAAACAUUUAGAAGCUGUUUGAAUUUCCUGCCUAGGCUUUCACUGAUUUCCACAAAUACCUCACUAAUUUUUACUGAUGACUUUGUUACAUAUUCAACCUAAUUCAUUCAUCUGAAAAGAAACAUGUUUUUGUAAAGAGGAAAGCUCACACAUUAAACAGGUCAGGGCAUCCUGCCACUGAGGAAUGUGUAGUAGACCAGAAGCCAGAAGAACCACUUCCUGGAUAUAACCUGGUAAGUCAGAACCCUUCUGAGUAGUUAGGCCAAAGCUGCAGGAGUGUUCGUGUCCACGAAGCCAUGGAGAAACAGCAAGGUCAGACUCAUACCCUGGCUGUCCACUGAAUGCCACCUCCGGCCCACAUUGAGUCCAUCUCAUACCUUAGAAAGAUGACAGCAGUGUCACCCCAGCUUGCUCAGAAAGGUGAAAGGACAAGCCACUUCUGUUCAGUAGCAGGAAAGCCCGCCCUUCUCCCCAUCGCUCUGAGAGCCAAAGCUGGGGAGGUACAGUGAAUAGAGGAUUUUGUGAGUUCUGGUGCUCAGUGACAGACAAGAUCCACGGAUUAGGAAACCCCCAGUGGAGGGAGCAGCUGAGUGGUUUGUGUGAUCCAAGCCUCUACCUCCACUCGAAUGCACUCCAAGUGUAAAUGGACGUUUGUCUUCAUUUUGUAUUACUGUUCAUCUAGAUGUCCUCUUGAAAGCUUGUGUGUGAAAUGUCUACAAUAAAUGGCUACCUUUGGUUUGCUAUAA
Mus musculus (house mouse) is the source of this 14364-nucleotide messenger RNA. It is a transcript of the gene Zkscan2, whose product is annotated as zinc finger with KRAB and SCAN domains 2. The record is from RefSeq and is a predicted model, not a curated record. Gene Ontology annotation, cellular component: nucleus. The coding region runs from base 8375 to 9898 and encodes 507 amino acids. Lineage: Eukaryota; Metazoa; Chordata; Mammalia; Rodentia; Muridae. The transcript has 7 exons. Gene Ontology annotation, biological process: regulation of DNA-templated transcription. Gene Ontology annotation, molecular function: DNA-binding transcription factor activity; sequence-specific double-stranded DNA binding.